AGCCAUUCUGGCUCAAGCCAUUUUGGCUCAAGCCUGCCUUGGGCGCCAGGCGGGCGGCAACGUUGGGUCCUGCGCUUCUCGCCUGCUCAGGGGGAAGCGUUAUCCUCUUGCCGCGGCCAUGGCCCAGGCGGUGGCUACGGUCCCGCCCCCGCGGGGGGGCGAGCGCAGGCUGCUGGCGGCGAUGGCGCCGCUCGUGCAGGCCGCGGCGCAUGGGGCAGCGGCUGGAGGCGGCACCCGCGAGGUGGUGGCGGCCGCGGUGGCGGCGGCCGUCCGCACGUGCGCGGAGGUGCUGGCUGAAGGCGAUAGCGACGACGGCGAGAUCGACAAGGAGGUGGCAGUGCGCGAGGAGCUCGCACGGCCGCACCUGCGGCUCCACGUCGCCGCAGGGCGCGAUGGGGUGCGGGCCCAGCCCUCUGGGGCCUGCCGCGCAUUCCGCCACUGGGCGCUCCACGCGGGCUUCGGGGGCGGGGCGGCGGCGGCGCCUGCGACGGCGGUGGAGGCCAAGAGGCGCGUCCGCGGGCAGCGCAAGAGAGGCCGUGGCGGCCUGGAGAGGGACCCGCCGCCCGCCGGCACGCAGGAGCUGGAGGGCAGCAGCGGGGACUCCUUCUCCGAGGACGCGUCGGAGAUGCCGAACGUGCUGAGCGAGAAGGGGGAGAUGAAGGACAUCGAGGGCGCCCCAAACUGCAGGGCCACGGACGAGCUGAAGGAGAGGUCCUUGCUUAAGCCAGUGGCGAAGUAGAUGGGGGAGCCGACGGAAAAGGCCAGCGAGUACGCCCCAGGCAGCAAGGCUGAGAAGGUGGGGGUACUGGUCUCGGACACGAGCGUUGGGGACGUGCUGGGCCUGGAGAACACUCGCUUCUGCAAGGGGAUGUUUCAGUGCGACCCCGAGAAGCAUGAGGAGCUGAGGAAGCAGGGCGCGCUGGUCGGGGGCACGGUCGACAACAGCGCGGAGGCUUGCACGCAGGACUGGUUAAUCGGGGAGCUGUCCGUGGAGGUGGGCACGCAGACGGUGGACCAAGUCGAGGGCGAGGGGCAGCGGCAAGGCGUCGGCUCCGUCAAGAGCGACGCUGACCGAGUGCCGCCGCUCGAGCACGCGCGGGAGGUCAAGGUCGAUCGGUUCAUACGCGGAGACCGUGGGCGUUGGGUGGACAUGACCUUCGGCCCCGAGGACGAGCUCGACGCGGCGACCUCAACGGAAGGAGCUUUACCUGGCGGUGAAGCAGCUGGUGCUGGAGAAGCCGUUCUGGGUGACGCCUCCUUUUCCGACGUCAAGGGCAAGGGCAAGCGUAAGAAGAAGGGCAACAAGGAGGGCGUGCAGGCCGUGGUGGCACCGGUAGGGGGGAUCGCUGCUGCUGGCCGAGCAGCCCGCGGAGCCGUCCAUGUUCGACGGGAAGGCGGAGGAGAAGCAGAGGAUGCAGGCGGAGGACAUCGCGGAGCUGCGGGAGUUCGCCGCGCGCGUGGCGGCAGCCGCCCGCUCUGGGGCCCUCAGCCAAGCAGAGGCUGCGGCCAGCUCGGACUCGUUCUUCGAGCGGGCAGGGGUGCUGGCAGAGGCGGACCCGACCUUCGAGGCGCGGGGGGUGAUCGAUGCUGACGACCUCAAGGCGCCCGGCGAGGUCUGGUGAGCUUCUUUGACGUGGUCGAUUGCUCGGCGGCGGCUGGGGCUCGCUCUCCGUCCCCGUCUUCCUGGCGGUGGACGGCUCCAUAUUCCAUGUUGGAACUGGGACGCGUUCUUCGACGGCCAGUGCGGGAUCCUCAAGACAUGAGGUGAGGUUGGCCUGCCCCGCGGGCUGCCUUCUAGAUAGGACUCAGAGGAG
Prorocentrum cordatum is the source of this 1814-nucleotide messenger RNA. The record is from the annotation of a GenBank genome assembly. Lineage: Eukaryota; Dinophyceae; Prorocentrales; Prorocentraceae.